Messenger RNA from Apaloderma vittatum (bar-tailed trogon), 1942 nucleotides. RefSeq names its product DAZ associated protein 1 (gene DAZAP1). The transcript has 12 exons. Gene Ontology annotation, cellular component: cytoplasm. The record is from RefSeq and is a predicted model, not a curated record. Lineage: Eukaryota; Metazoa; Chordata; Aves; Trogoniformes; Trogonidae. The annotation marks the transcript as partial. Gene Ontology annotation, molecular function: RNA binding.
AAAACUGUUUGUGGGUGGCUUGGACUGGAGCACGACGCAAGAAACUCUUCGUAACUACUUCUCCCAGUAUGGAGAAGUCGUAGACUGUGUAAUAAUGAAAGACAAAACAACAAACCAGUCCCGAGGAUUUGGAUUUGUCAAAUUUAAAGAUCCCAACUGUGUGGGAACAGUACUGGCCAGUAGACCUCAUACGUUAGAUGGCCGAAACAUUGAUCCAAAGCCAUGUACACCUAGGGGGAUGCAGCCAGAAAGGACACGACCGAAGGAAGGAUGGCAGAAAGGAUCCAGGAGCGAUAACAAUAAAUCAAAUAAAAUUUUUGUUGGUGGGAUUCCUCAUAACUGUGGCGAGACAGAGCUCAGGGAAUACUUCAAGAAAUUCGGAGUGGUCACUGAAGUUGUAAUGAUCUAUGACGCAGAGAAACAGAGGCCCCGAGGUUUUGGAUUUAUUACUUUCGAGGACGAACAAUCAGUGGACCAGGCUGUCAACAUGCAUUUUCACGACAUCAUGGGCAAAAAAGUGGAGGUGAAGCGCGCAGAGCCCCGUGACAGCAAGAGCCAGACCCCGGGCCCCCCCGGCGCCAGGAUGUGGGUGCCAGCUGGACAGGCAAUUGGUGGAUAUGGACCACCUCCUCCAGGAAGAGGAGCUCCUCCACCGCCGCCGCCCUUUACCUCAUACAUAGUCUCUACACCUCCUGGAGGAUUCCCGCCCCCACAAGGAUUUCCGCAGGGCUAUGGCACCCCUCCACCAUUUAGUUUUGGUUAUGGUGCUCCACCUCCUCCACCUGACCAGUUUGCCCCACCUGGAGUUCCCCCUCCACCUGCCACUCCAGGGGCAGCACCACUCGCUUUUCCACCACCACCACCACCAUCUCAGGCAACUCAGGAUAUGAGCAAACCCCCAACUGCUCAGCCAGAAUUCCCUUACAGUCAGUUUGCCGGCUACGGACAAGACUUGAGUGGGUUUGGACAAGGUUUCUCUGAUCCCAGCCAGCAGCCCCCUCCUUACGGAGGCCCCUCGGUGCAACCCUCCAGCGGCCCGCCGGCGGGAGGCAGCGGUUUUGGACGAGGACAGAACCAUAACGUGCAAGGAUUUCACCCCUACCGGCGCUAGCGUGGGCUGGCAAUCAGGGAAUUCUGUCCACAGGGAUGUCUGGUACCAGCCGAACCCAGGACUCCCAGACUUCUGAACUUGUGACAAUCACAUACUUGAUGGAAGAAAAACCUAACAACAUUUUUUUUUUUUUUUUCUGAGGGGGGUGGGGGAAGAUGGCUUCUGAAGGCAAAGCUGUGGGUGUUUGGACUGCAGUUUUUAAAUAUUUUCCUUUCUCUAACCCAUCAGCACAAAUAAAGAAAAUGUCACUGGUUCAAACUACAGGGUUUUAAAAAUGUCUUCAGCUUUAAUUCAAAACUUCAGGUUUCUUUUUUUUGAAAUUAUUUUUCCUGAGCCUUUGUUUUACCGUAUAUUGUAAACUUUUAUGUUUAAAAGAAAAAAAAUAUAUACAUUUACAGAUUGUGAAAUUUUUAAGAGAAAUUUUCUACUAUGUAUGCUGGCUUAUUUUUUAAUUUAAAACAGGGUUUCCGUUAGCACUGUUGGAAGUGAGGGUAAGCUGCAACCCCCUUACUCCUGACAUUACCGGUGGGGUGGAUGGUUCAGAAACUCGGGGAGUUAAAAGAAAUCUACUGAGUGUGUUUUGCUUUUGUUACCUGACGGUGUAGAACCGGUAACGAGGCAGGUGCAGACUUGCUGACGCACAGAGUCACUUCCGAAGCGCGGCGCUGGAUCUGGGCUUCGCACGCUUUCCAGUCCUCUGUGGAUUUCAUUAGGGGUUAACGGAGGCCUUGUUAAGAUGUAGAUUUCCCUCAGGCAAAGGUUUAGGUGCAUUUUGCACUAACCAGUGAUUACCCCUGGUUUGAAUAAAGAGAAGUACAUUUGGAUUAGAAA